GUCUGGGGACAUGGGGUUCUCAUCCAAGAAGUGCUCUAUCCCAGAUGGUGUUAGGGCCGAGAUCUGGGGGAGACAUAGGGAAAGUGCUGAAGCUUACUUCGGCGGUUGCUCCAAAUUAUCUGACAUGGAGCACGUCCGAGAGUGGUCUAUUCGGGCAACCGCUGGAAUUGCCGAACCCGGUCCUUUAGUACCAGAUCUAGCUAGAGACAACCAGAGGCUGCUGAUGCAGGUUGUCUACAACCAUACCAUGACCUGUGAGAUGAUUGACACGCUCCAGGAAAGGGUGGACAUCGCUGAGACAGAGGUAAAGCUUGCCCAGCUGAAACAGGAGAAAGCCGAGGACAGGGCCCGGGUUGUCAUUGACUCCUUCAACACUUUCUGCGCUGAAAUGGAGAGGGACGUCCUGCCUCAGAUGGAUGAAGGUGAGGCCCUACUUAAUGCUUUCGGCACAGUGGAUGUUCCCAGCCUCAAAACCAAGAUCCAGCACAAAAUCGACACUGAGGUUCAAUCUCAAGUGCUGGCCCGAGAAGAGAUAUCUCGGCAAAAGAUCAAGAUCUUGGAGGCUGACGCCGAACAACACCGCCAAGCAUGUGAAGCGAGGGAGAAAGAGCUGGUCGAGGCCGGGAUUCAGCUAGAGUCUCAACGACAAAACAUCACCAGCCUGGAGGUUUAGCUGACGAACCAGGAAGAGCGUCUCUCCCAGGCCCGAGCCAAGGCUGAGCAGACUGAGCAACGGCUCGCUGAUGCCGAGGCUCAGUUGAAGGGACAGCGGGAGUCUUCCCAGAAAGCCUUAGAAGAGGCGCAGAAGAAGCUAGCUGAUGCUGAGACUCAGCUAGCCCUUAGGGUUUACACCCAUGAGGAGUACUCAACUGCCUACCUCAACGGCUAUGGGGUAGCUCGGAGACUGGCUCUUCAUUCUGCACCUGAUCUGGACUGGUAUCAGUGCGAAAUCUGGGAUGAGGACCCCGGGGUUCCUCAUAUGCAGCAAGCCAGUCAGGCUGAGGUUGAUUUGCAGGCUCGCCUCCAAGCCGAGGAUGCUGAGAUGAAGGAGGCUGAGCUGAAAGAAGCUGAGAUGACGGAAUAACCAAUAAAUUACUUUAAAAACGACCAUUGCAAAAAAAAAA
This is a messenger RNA of Chenopodium quinoa (quinoa), 1124 nucleotides long. RefSeq lists its product as uncharacterized. NCBI's taxonomy places the organism in Eukaryota, Viridiplantae, Streptophyta, Magnoliopsida, Caryophyllales, Amaranthaceae. The coding region runs from base 11 to 673 and encodes 220 amino acids. The record is from RefSeq and is a predicted model, not a curated record. The transcript is spliced from 2 exons.